UAGUGGAAAAACCUUAAAAUUCGUUUAUUUAAUUAUUGUAAAGACUCAGUAAAGUGGUUAUAACUAAGUAUCAAUAACUUUUAGUGUCUAAAAUUAGGAACAAGUGCGUUAAAGUGUUGUAUGAUUUGUGCAUCAAAGUAAAGUUUAGAUUAGGCGUGUAUUAUUCUAGUUAGAGUGUUUCGGAGACCCCUGUGAUUGUAAAUACGGGAAUAAAGUGUUUGUUUACUAAUAUUUGGAAGUUAUAAAGAGAAUAAAAAUUAUAAAUCCAGCGUGGAGCUGCGUUGAAUAUGUCCGACAAUGAGCUGGACAUGAAAGAGGAGCCUCACGAGAUUGGCGACCACACAGACGACGGUCAGUACUAUGAUCUAACGCUACAGGAGAGCUGCUACAAGUUUCUGGAGGUCGAGAUCAAAGUGGAGAAGGACGCCGGCGCCGACCCCCUAGACCCCUCGGGGGAGCGGGGGGUCCAGGGGGAGCAGGUGCAGCAGGGGGGGCAGGGGGAACAACAGGGAGAGCAGCAGGAGGAACCGGGAGAAGUGUACGAGGCGAGAGAGUAUAGAGACAUGGAGCUCCGUCGUCGCAAGGCGUGCUCCAUGGUGGAGACGGACGACGAGUCGUCGCCCGUCGACCUCCGCAAGCGUCGGGCCCACACCGUCCGCCACGUGACCGACAGCAGCGGCGCGCGCGCCUACGGCUGUAGAUACUGCCAGUACGUCAACAAACGGAAGUAUCCUGUGAUACUGCACGAGAGGACGCAUACAGGCGAGAAACCCUACAAGUGCAACGUGUGCGACAACACAUUCAUCAGCAACAGCUAUCUGAAGCGACACCAGCGAGUGCACAGUGGGGAGAGGCCGUACCGCUGUCCGCACUGCGAACACACAUUCUACACCAGCGCUGACAUGAAGCGCCACCAGCGCACGCACACACAAGACCGACCCUACCCCUGUGAUAUCUGCAAAAGUGAAUUCUACACGAAAAGUGAUCUUAAAAAGCAUAAAAAAACCCAUACGGAUGAAAAACAGUAUAUAUGUGAAGUGUGCAAUCUGAGGUUCUUUACUAAUACUAAUUUGAAGACUCAUACGAGGACCCACACGGGGGAGAAGCCGUACCACUGUGAUAUAUGCAGCAGACAGUUCUCGACUAAUACAAAUUUAAAGACUCACAAGCGUAUACAUACAGGUGAGAAACCCUACCACUGUAAUAUCUGCAGUAGAAACUUUUCUACGAACACAAACCUGAAGACUCACAACCGCACCCACACGGGCGAGAAACCGUACACUUGUAAUGUGUGCGAUCGAAAGUUCUCCAUCAUCACAAAUCUGAAGAUUCACAAGCGAACUCAUACAGAGGAGAAACCGUACACCUGUGAUAUUUGCAAUACUAGUUUCUCUCAUCUCAAUACGUUGAAGACACAUAAACAGACACACAGAAACCUGCAGCCCCCUAUGCAGAUGCCCAUGCCCAACCCGCUGCUAAAUCCGCUCCUGAGCCAAUCGUUUUAACUUUGGACUUCUAAGGGCCAGCAGUGGCAUAGCUAGGCUCGCGUCGUAAAGGGCACACCUGAUUGUAUUUACUUAUUUGUUGGAGAAAUGUUGUAUUAAUUUAUCAAACUAUUUAAAUACUUUGUGAAUUGAGUUAUCUUAUCUCAAGUGAAAGAAGAAAAAAAAUAUAUCAAGAUGAAACUAACACUGAUUUAGCACUAAAUCUCCAAUCGCUUGAGAUAAAAUAUGUUUUAAAUUCGUUAUGUAUACAACUCCUAAAAAUUUUUAAAUAUUUACAGUACUAAUUUGCUUCUUUUUUAUAACUGAGUACUUUUUUAAUAUUACUUUCUUGCACUUGCCAACAUUCGAUAUUAUUAUUAGAUACAAUAAGGUGUUGCCCCUACCUAGCUACGCCACUGGUUCAGACUUGUAAAGUCAGAGGCAUCUAGCAAUUUUGUGUUACAAUACAUAUACAUGAUACAUACAGUCUAAUGAAAUAUAGUGCCUGAUAAUUAUACAAAACAUUGCAAUAAACUUUGUUAACAUUAUUAUAAUAGUAGAUUA
Aricia agestis (brown argus) is the source of this 2048-nucleotide messenger RNA. Its product is annotated as zinc finger protein 271-like. Gene Ontology annotation, molecular function: DNA-binding transcription factor activity, RNA polymerase II-specific; RNA polymerase II cis-regulatory region sequence-specific DNA binding. The transcript is spliced from 5 exons. Bases 288 to 1505 code for a protein of 405 amino acids. Gene Ontology annotation, cellular component: nucleus. Lineage: Eukaryota; Metazoa; Arthropoda; Insecta; Lepidoptera; Lycaenidae. The record is from RefSeq and is a predicted model, not a curated record. Gene Ontology annotation, biological process: regulation of transcription by RNA polymerase II; central nervous system development.